AUGACCAAGUUCCUGGUGACUCCAAACCAGACCAUCCUGGGGGCGGCGAUCGCGGCCCUAGGCCGUGGCGAGCAGACUCAGGAAGCAUUGCAGCUGCUCGAGGAGAGCGUCGUGGCGAGAAUGCAGUCAAGUCAGAUCAGCUACAACUCUGCAAUCACCGCCUGCCAGCGAAGAGGACACUGGCAGAUGUCACUCCAUCUGCUCGCAGCAAUGCCAUCUGUAGGGCUCCUGCCGGAUCUCAUCUCCUUCAACGCUUCCAUGAGCUCCUGCGAACGAGGAGGGCAAUGGCAGAUGGCUCUGCAGCUGUUUUCAGAUCUCCGGAGCGUUUCGCAGGCUCCCGAUGUUAUUAGCUUCAAUGCUGCCAUCAGCUCCUGUGAGAAGGUGGGACACUGGCAAAUGGCUCUUUGCCUUUUCUCCGACCUGCCUGCAGCCAAGCUGCUUCCUGAUGAAGUGACUUUCGGAGCUGCGGUGAGUGCCUGUGAAAAAGCCAGCGAGUGGAGCAUGGCUCUGCAUCUGCUGGCGAUGAUGAAGUGGGAGACAAAUGCUGACCUGAACCUGACAAGCUUUGGUGCUGCUAUCAGUGCCUGCGAACGUAGUGGGCGCUGGCCGGCUGUGCUGCUACUACUGGCCGACAUGAAAGAAGUUCAGCUGCUUCCGAACGAGCUGUGCUUCAGUGCGGCCAUAUCCACCUGCAAGAGGGGCCGGCAGUGGCAGCUUGCGCUACACCUCUUAUCACUGAUGCAAUCUCCGAACGUGAUCAGCUGCAGUGCAGCCAUCGAGGCUUGUGAGGCUGCUUGUCAGAGCCGACGACUUGUGCAGCUGUUGGCAGGCCUCCAGACAGCUCUUUCCUUUCCGCUCAACCCGGCCAGCCAAUCCCGACUUUCAGGUACUUAA
Symbiodinium sp. CCMP2456 is the source of this 894-nucleotide messenger RNA. NCBI's taxonomy places the organism in Eukaryota, Dinophyceae, Suessiales, Symbiodiniaceae. The record is from the annotation of a GenBank genome assembly.